This is a messenger RNA of Ambispora leptoticha, 675 nucleotides long. Lineage: Eukaryota; Fungi; Glomeromycota; Glomeromycetes; Archaeosporales; Ambisporaceae. The record is from the annotation of a GenBank genome assembly.
AUGACUAUUGAGGUGAUGAUUGUUGCUGUGAAGAGGAGUAUUGAUGCUUUGAGUGCUUUGUUCUUUUUUAUGGUUACGAGUAUUGUUCUCUUUUCCACAUUGUUGUAUUUUGCUGAGCGUGGUACCUGGGACCAAGAAAAGCAGACUUUUGUCGAUGCUAAAGGAAAUCCAAGUGUUUUCGAUAGUAUCCCUUCUGCAUUUUGGUUUGUGAUGGUUACCAUUACAACAACGGGUUAUGGUGAUAUGGUUCCAACAACUUUUAUUGGAAAAUUAAUUGCAUUUCCAGCAAUGAUGUGCGGGAUUCUGUUGAUUGCACUUCCUUCAAUUAUCGUGGGGAGAAAUUUCACUUUGGUGUGGGAAGCAAUGCGACAGUAUCGUAGAACAACACCAAAUAGCCGAGUACGAAACGACUUACGUGCCAGUUUUGAAAGCACACGGUCAUAUGCAUCACAGCCCGCGCGUCCUGGUUAUUCAGUACUUAACGAUGACAUAUUAGCCAACCAAGACGCAUUAUUAGAACAAGUGCGUACAUUACUGAAAUUGUCGCAGCAAAAUCAAGUUGCUCUGCAACGUAUACAACAGACAUUGGAACAGAAUGGAAUCAAAUGGAAUAACACAAGUGUAGAUACUAAUAUUUCUGUUCCUGAGAGAACUAUGAAACCUGAUGAUAUAUGA